This is a messenger RNA of Aspergillus affinis, 972 nucleotides long. RefSeq lists its product as uncharacterized. The record is from RefSeq and is a predicted model, not a curated record. The transcript has a single exon. Lineage: Eukaryota; Fungi; Ascomycota; Eurotiomycetes; Eurotiales; Aspergillaceae. The coding region runs from base 1 to 972 and encodes 323 amino acids.
AUGGCUUAUUUGCUAGAGACCCCAAAGUCCCGGCGUGAGCUCAAAGAGCUGAGUCUUUUUCACAAUACGCUACUUGCUGCUAUCAAGCAUUUCAACCAACGAGACAAUGAUAAUGGGGAUGUGUUAGUACAGAAUGCUUUUCGACGGCUUGUUAUUAUCGUCAUGAGCAGCACCAUGCAUCCCCGAUUGUUCGCAGAUAUUCUUGCGGUUAUCCGCCUUCUUCAGGCCAACGGCUAUCCGUAUAUUCAGAAAUCGAUGAUUAAGUUACUGGAGGAUUUGGUAGAAACCUACUUUGACCCGAUGGACCUACGACGCAUUAUUCUUCUACAGUUCAAAGAUUUACCUUUGGAUGGUCGGGGACAUUUGAAUUUGACAUAUGAUGCUUUCUGUCGGGAAUACUGGGUGAAGAAGUAUCCGAAAAGUUUGAACGAGAUCGAACGCCUAGAAGCUACUUACUCUUACAAUCAAGCAAGCUUCCCAAGAGCUGACCUGGGUGGAUUCUAUGACCAGUACAAAGGCAAGUCGCCUGAGUACAUUCUCUACAUAAUGUGGUGUAUUGAUCAACAUCUGGGGAUAUACAGUCACGAGACGUUUGUGAUGUGGCACACUGCAAUACGGUCGCUUGGUAGAGAAGGGAGAUACUUAGACAUGGAAUAUUUUGCGAGGAUACUGCUCCAACGUGUGAAUGAGCUACGACGAGACGGGUACGACUUCCGUCUGGAUCGGCAGUUAGCUAUCGAUGCUACGUUAACCUUCUGCUUGUUCGCGGAGAGUCAACAAGGGCUACGGUUCCCAAUAAAUGUCGCAGCGGCUUAUUCGUGGGCAGUUGAGGUAUCCAAGACGAUUGGUGACAACAAGACUUGGGAUCCUACGAGUGCGCAGGCGCUCGAGGGUCUAUUUGAGGCUAAUGAAAGACUUCGAGAUCCAAGGUUUGCGCGUGUCCAUGCGGGAGUAUUUGAUCAGGGGCUGUGA